Molecule: messenger RNA, 507 nt
Organism: Perkinsus marinus ATCC 50983
Lineage: Eukaryota; Perkinsozoa; Perkinsida; Perkinsidae
Product: transmembrane protein 14, putative
Exons: 4
Coding region: 1-507 (168 amino acids)
Cellular component (GO): membrane
Source: RefSeq, a predicted model, not a curated record
AUGGCAAUACUCGGCGUUGUGGUCAUCGCUAUCAUCAUCGUGGCCGCUCCUAGCAGUACUGGUGAAGCCAAGAGAAACGAUAAGAAGAAGAAUUGCGUUUCAUAUGUUAUCUACUCGGAGUUCUGGUUUAAUAUAGUUAUGAAAACUGGUGGGGUGAAUGCAGCGUUAUCCGUUGGUGAUAUGAGUGCCGUCGCAUUCGCGUUUGACGAGGCUUUCUUCUACGCCCUACUACUCAUCGUUGGCGGGGCCAUCGGUUUCGUCCAAGCCAAGAGCAAGCCAUCUCUGAUCGCCGGUACCCUCUCUGGUGUGCUGGUGUUUGCUGCAGCGGAACUUGGCUCUUCCUAUGAUAAUCUAACAGGCCUAUUCUGUCUGGCUGCCAUCGCGCUGAUACUCACUGUAUUUUUCUAUUCAAGGUACGUGAAAACCCGCAAGUUCAUGCCUGCUGGCCUCAUGUGCGUCAUUAGUGCAUUGAGUUUUUGUGUAUACUUCUAUGCCGUAGUCGUAUGA